Molecule: messenger RNA, 591 nt
Organism: Trichomonas vaginalis G3
Lineage: Eukaryota; Parabasalia; Trichomonadida; Trichomonadidae
Product: GTPase protein
Exons: 1
Coding region: 1-591 (196 amino acids)
Molecular function (GO): GTPase activity; GTP binding
Source: RefSeq, a predicted model, not a curated record
AUGGGCCCAGCUCUUGAGUUUAAGAUUGUCAUCAUCGGAUCAGUCGCUGUCGGAAAGACUGCCAUCACAAACCGUCUCCAAUAUCAGCAAUUCGAGGAAGAUUAUCAGCCAACAAUCGGUGCAGGAUAUAUUCCUUACCGUACAUCUUGCGACGGCAAGGAUGUAGAACUUCAGAUCUGGGAUACAGCAGGUAUGGAAAGAUAUAAGUCACUUGGUCCAAUCUACUACCGUGAUGCUGUCGCUGCCAUCAUUGUUUAUGAUCAGACCGACCAGGAGUCUGCCGAUGUCAUCAAGAAAUGGCUUGAUGCUUUCCGUGGAACAGUUAAAACACACGCAUUCAUUGCAAUUGCCGCUAAUAAGGACGAUCUUCCAAACAAGGUCGUAAAUAAUAACGAAGUUAAACAGUGGGCUGAGGAGAAUGAUUUCUCAUUCUUCAUCACAUCUGCUAAGAGCGGCGUUGGUGUUAAUGAAAUGUUCCAGACUCUUGUCCGUGAGGUUAUGAAGACAUACCAGACAACAACAAAGGCUCCAUCAACAGUUCCAACACCAGAUCUUACAACCCCACAACAGGAUAAGAAAGGUUGCUGCUAA